CAAUGGUGACCUCGUCACAUCAAGUAUCACUCAGCGACCUCAUGCAAAAUCAUCGUGAAUUGCUCGUAAAUCUGCUAUCAUGGACCUCACACCAUCUCAAUCUCUUAGGAUGUAGAUUUGAAGAUGCGGACCAUACCAGCAUAGAAUCCACUGGGAGGAAAGACGAAACCCGAGCCACCCCACAGACCUGCGCAGACCUAGCGAGGAAUGCUGAGCGGGUCGCACGAUCACCGAUUCCCAACGUCAGACAUCACUGCCUUGUCGACAUUCUGGUGGGCGAGGAACGCGCCUUUGCUCGAUUUCGCAAAGGGCCCCGAUUCUCGUUUGCAGGUAAACCAGUUCACCGGUCCCAGUAUACGGUACUGCAUCGCCAUGGACGAGCCAGCGAGCAUGUGCUUCGAGGCGCACCCUCAAUGGUCGGUUACCUGCAUUAUGGAUACGUCAACGGAGAUCGCAUGAGACUCUUCGAGGUAUGUCCAGAUCCGCGUGGACGCAUCAACUGGAUCGGCGCGGCGAUUGCCAAGAAGCGACUGGCUCAAAUAAGCCCCCCGGAGUGGACUGAGGACCCCUAUCUUUCGCGGCUUCUCGUGACCGGCGCAAGGGACCACGAACGUAUUCAUUUGUACGAGGCUGAGAUCACCGCUGAGCUUCGCAAGCCGCUCACUUGUCCAAAUCUUGCCACAGCGUGCAUUGAGCGUCCGGUGAUUCGACCAAGACAGAUUGCAUUCCAGCCGUAUGGCACCUUUGCCGACCGUCUUACCGCUGAGUUGGUGGCUCCUAGGGCUCAAUAUCUCGCCAAAGGCAUUGCUUCCUCAGGAAUUGAUGGCACAAAAAGAGGGCCCGAGGAAGAAAGCAGCAGUGGCUCCAAGGCGAGGCGGCUGCGUUAGCGUCUACCGCAGUAAAUGUGCUCCACAGCUUGAACUGGGUAAUCUCACACGGAGAUGCCAGGUCCUACAGGCUACG
Molecule: messenger RNA, 963 nt
Organism: Aspergillus fijiensis CBS 313.89
Lineage: Eukaryota; Fungi; Ascomycota; Eurotiomycetes; Eurotiales; Aspergillaceae
Exons: 3
Source: RefSeq, a predicted model, not a curated record